This is a messenger RNA of Panicum virgatum (switchgrass), 903 nucleotides long. RefSeq names its product glutenin, low molecular weight subunit-like. NCBI's taxonomy places the organism in Eukaryota, Viridiplantae, Streptophyta, Magnoliopsida, Poales, Poaceae. Bases 1 to 903 code for a protein of 300 amino acids. The transcript has a single exon. The record is from RefSeq and is a predicted model, not a curated record.
AUGGAAACCGAUGCCGCGGCCAGCAUAAUGGAGUGGUCGGACCAGCAGACGGAGGCGGAUGCGUGGUUGGACCGGGAACUCGCUCGCCUGGUGACCAGUUCUUCGACCGGAGGCGGCGACGAGUCUGCCGGCGCCGCCUUGCCCCACCAGCAGGCCGUGCAUUGUCCGGGCGGCCAGCAGCAGCCACAUGACGAUCAACAGGCGGCGUACAACGACAGGCUCCGAGAGAUGGGGUGGGCCGAGGAGGCGGUGGCGGUGGCGGCGCCUACCCUGGCCGGGCAGCAGCUGCAUGACAACGAGCAGCCGGAGCCGGUGGCCAACGGCUUGUUCCAAGGGGUGGCAUGGCCCCUGCAGGCGGCGCGUUCGCCGCCGGGGCAGCAGCAGCUACCGUAUCAGCAGGAGCAGGCGGCGCGCUUGCCGGCCGGGCAGCAGUUACAGUACCAGCAGGAGCAGUUUGCAGUGCAUCUGCCGGCCAGGCAGCAGCCACCUUACUAUGAGCAGGAGGUUUAUUUUCCGGCCGAUCAGCUGCCACGUUACCAGGAGCAGGCGGUGCAUUUGCCGGCCGGGCAGCAGCUACCUUACCAGCAGCACGGUGUUUAUUUUCCGGCCGACCAGCAGCCACGUUAUUACCUGGAGCAGGCGGUGCCACUGCCGGCUGGGCAGCAUCAGCUGCAUUACCAGGAGCAAGAUUUGCCGGCUGGACAGCAGCAACAUUACAAGGAGCAGGAUUUGCCGGCCGGGCAGCAGCUGCAUUACCAGCAGCAGGCGGUGCAUUUGCCGGCAGUGCAGCAACCAAUGUACUAUUGCCAGGAGCAGCUGAUGGCCAAUAAUGGCGGGUUCCAAGGGGCGCCGCCGCCGACAUUGGCGGCCGAUCUUCCCAGUGACACUCUCAUGGAUCCCUGA